Messenger RNA from Didymodactylos carnosus, 534 nucleotides. The record is from the annotation of a GenBank genome assembly. Lineage: Eukaryota; Metazoa; Rotifera; Eurotatoria; Philodinida; Philodinidae.
AUGGCUGACGCGAGCGAUCGUCGUGCCUCGUUUGAGAAAGGCGAUCUUUCAUAUAGUGUCGAAGAGAAAAUUUUCAAGAAUAAUGGUCGAAUAGAAGAGGUUGUUUACGAGUACGAAGAAACUCGUCAACAAUCGGUCCAAAAGGGUUUCCAAGACAAACAAGAAGAUCGUAAACGUGUAUUAAAGGCCGCAAUUACACGACAACAGUACGAGGAUUUAGCGAAAAAAAUUCACAAAACACUAUCGUUCGACGAUUUUUUGUACGUAUUAAGACCGUUUAUGAUGGGAUCAUAUUCGAACGACGAAAUUAACCAAGCAUUUAAGCUACUCGACACGGACAACUCGGGUGAAAUUGAUAUUGAUGAGUUAGCCGCGUUCUUGCCCAUCAUUAAUCCUCAAGUGACAAAAGAUACGUUGACAAAAUACAUCUGGCAUGUUGAUGAAAACUCUGAUCAAAAAUUAAGCAUAAACGAAUUCAACGAUCUUUUGUCGCGUGGAAUCGGCAGAGAUAUUGUGUGCGGACAUGUGAAUUAA